This is a messenger RNA of Bufo bufo (common toad), 489 nucleotides long. RefSeq names its product spermidine/spermine N1-acetyl transferase like 1 (gene SATL1). The transcript is spliced from 6 exons. The record is from RefSeq and is a predicted model, not a curated record. Gene Ontology annotation, cellular component: cytosol. NCBI's taxonomy places the organism in Eukaryota, Metazoa, Chordata, Amphibia, Anura, Bufonidae. The coding region runs from base 1 to 489 and encodes 162 amino acids. Gene Ontology annotation, molecular function: N-acetyltransferase activity.
AUGGCGCCGACAGAAAAUCCUCUUAUUCUGCAGGAGCUUGCGGAUUAUGAGAACAUGCCGAACGUCGUGGAAUUAACAGAGAAAGAUUUACUGGACGACGGCUUUGGGGCUCAUCCAUACUACCGCUGCCUUAUAGCGGAGCUGCCAGACACUGGGGGCAGCACUGGCAGCACAAAAGUAGGAUUCGCCAUGUAUUAUUUCACGUAUGACCCCUGGGCUGGGAAAUCUCUUCAUCUGGAGGAAUUCUUCGUCAUGGCGCCGUAUAGAGGUUUAGGAAUCGGAUCAGCAAUACUAAAGACGAUAAGUCAGGUGGCCAUUGAACGACGCUGCAGCUCCUUGUACUUCCUGGUCUUGUCCUGGAACACGGCCUCCAUAGAAUACUACAAGAGGAGGGGCGCUGCCAAUCUAUCGGAGGAGGACGGCUGGCAUCUUUUCAGAUUCUCUCAGGAUGAUCUGAAGCGGAUGGCAGACGGAGUCUUGCACCAGUGA